AAGUUUUUAGGUACGUGAAAAUUAUUUUAAAAAACUGCCGUUCAAACCGAAAAGAUCCCAUAUAAGAAGUAAAUCACACGUAAUCUGUUGAUCUUGAAAUAUUUAUCAGAUGUUGUUCAGACAUUAGGAUUUCGUACUUUACAUAUCUAUAUUGAUAUUUCUUAGCUAUGUGUUUCUUAUUUUAGAUUGUCAAUUUAUAUUAGCCUUAUGUUUAGCGAUAUGGAUUGCAUUGAUUAACGUUUCACCUAUAUCCACUUCAUCAAUUAAUGAACGGACUCGCAUCAACUUGGCUCUGUGUCUUACACAAGAGGCCGGAAAAGCUGCAAACGAGACAUUGAACUAUCUUUGUAAAAACAAUGUAUUGUUGCCCACUAUAAACUGCCGUCAAUUUAAUAAAACCAUGUCAAAUAAAUGGAACUCAGCAUUUCCGGAAUUGAUCUUUUAUGCAGAUAAUAUAACUAAAACGUUCACAUUCCAGGCGGCUGUGAUGUCAAUGUAUAAACCAUUCAGAACAUAUUCUAUACUGCUCAAGAAUUAUAAGCAAAGAGAAUAUGAAGUUCUGUGUGCUGAUGCUUUGUGCUUUGAAAAACAUUGUUCUUAUCCAGAGGCGUGUUCUAAUGAAACUACACCAUCAGAUGGUAGGCACUUUUGCUCCCUAAGAAAGGCCAGUGAUUGCUUGACUGAGCUGGUUAAUCAACUGUCGGUACAGAUUACCUCCAGAUAUGGUAAAGUGAAGACACAAAUUCUAAAUGAGGAACUAGAGGUAGAUGAGACACUCCUGAUCCCAAGAUAUACUUCAGAAGUUCAUCGCCAGUUGUAUAUGAUGGCCACAUUGCAAAACCUUGUAUUAGAUUUAAGCACCACUGAAUACAUACUGCAGUUUUUACUUUAGCACAUAUUUUGGCACACACACACACACACACACACACACACACACACACACACACACACACACACACACACCGUAAAAUCCCAUGCUAUUUACGCAUUUCUUUCGCAAAAAUAAAAACAAAGGCAAUGUUUCGGUUGUCGUAGCACACGUUUCCGUCGAUU
Messenger RNA from Octopus sinensis (East Asian common octopus), 1053 nucleotides. RefSeq lists its product as uncharacterized. The coding region runs from base 401 to 892 and encodes 163 amino acids. The record is from RefSeq and is a predicted model, not a curated record. The transcript has 4 exons. NCBI's taxonomy places the organism in Eukaryota, Metazoa, Mollusca, Cephalopoda, Octopoda, Octopodidae.